Rhagoletis pomonella (apple maggot) is the source of this 449-nucleotide messenger RNA. RefSeq lists its product as uncharacterized. The record is from RefSeq and is a predicted model, not a curated record. Lineage: Eukaryota; Metazoa; Arthropoda; Insecta; Diptera; Tephritidae.
CAAAGCAAUGACGCCAGAUGAGAGGUACGAAUCGGCAAAGGUGCACCGCUAUUGCAUCAAUUACCUGGCCACGUCCCACGUGACCGGCGCAUGUGGGUCGCACGAUAAUUGCCACCGAUGUGGUAAAGCGCACCACACCAUGCUACACCGCUCCGUCUCUCCACCGCCAGAGCGCCGCCGCCGUGAGGAGCCUCGUGGGAAAUCAAGCCGCCAAGGGAUAUCGUCGACCAGUAAGGCCGUGCAAAAGCCACCCAAGAAACGCAAAGGCCGUACAGACAUCCAGCAGCUGGCUGUCUUGACGCUAGAGAAACUGAAACAGCUGCUCAAUAAUGCUUCGGCACAGGCGGGCCGCCAUGUAGAGAACAUGACUUCAAAUUUAAUUGAAUUUUAAUUAUUGUCAAAUCUAUUUGUCUUGCGAUGAAUUCCAAUACUGUCAAAUGAAUUGCAUG